CGCAUAAAUUGUUGUUGUAGAAACCAAAACCAAGCCAAAAAUAUCGUGUUUCGUUGUGCAUCUGCGGCUAUAUGGAUCUGCUCUCGAUAACGCAGAAGGUGCUCAUACGCCGCACGGAUGGACGGGUCCAGCUGGCGAGUAUCAUCAAGCUGGAUGGCGGGUCCAAUAGCUCCGUGACCGUGGAAUGGCCCGAGGGCGAUUGCACGCGUGGCAAGGAGAUUACGCUGUCCCAGAUCAUUGAAAUGAAUCCGGAAAUUUUCGCGGUACAGCGAAGAGGGAACGUGGCAGGAAUGGCCUCCAUUCCACCCAGAGCCUCCACACUGAGCGCCAGUAUAAUGGUGAACACCCUGAUGCAACGUCUGCCGGCUGGCAAUGCACCGUACCCAUUGCGGCGCCUGAAGGUGGGCAGUGCCGCACCCAGGCAGCGGUCGGCCAGCCGGCAGGAGCGGCAUCAGCAGAGGGACGUUCUCGGUGGAUCUGAUCGGUGCGACUCCAACUGGGACACUGCCAGGAUGAUCCGCUUUUAUCGGAUGCAGAUGGAAAGCCGACCGCUGGAGAACAUGGGCUUUCCGGGCCCCCUGAAGAGGCACGGAAUUGUGGUGUGUGUGCGGAAGCGCCCUCUCAACCGGAAGGAGCUGGCCGAGCGCGAGCUGGACGUGAUCAGCAUGCCCCGGGCGGACAUGCUGGUGGCGCACGCGCCGCGCCGGCACGUGAACCUUGUGCGAUUCCUUGAGAACCACAACUUCCGCUUCGACUAUACCUUCGACGAGGCCUGCUCAAACGCCACCGUCUACAAUUAUACUGCCCGUCCCCUGAUCCGGCACAUAUUUGAUGGCGGAAUGGCCACGUGCUUCGCUUAUGGGCAGACCGGGAGCGGCAAGACCCACACAAUGGGGGGAGAAUUCACGGGAAAGCAGCAGAACGUGAUGGACGGCAUCUAUGCGAUGGCGGCCACCGAUGUCUUCAGCACUUUGGCGGAGCCGGCGAACGCCGGCCUGGGACUGAGGGUGACCUGCAGCUUUUUCGAGAUCUACGGAUCGCGGAUCUACGACCUCUUGACUCCGGGCAGAGCGCAGUUGCGGGUUCUCGAGGAUAGCCACCAGCAGGUCCAGGUGGUGGGUCUCACCGAAAGGCCAGCGCGCUGCACCACCGAUGUCCUCUCACUCCUGGAGCAGGGCAACUGUGCCCGCACCUCAGGCCAUACCUCGGCCAACUGCAAGUCUUCUCGCUCCCAUGCCAUUUUCCAGAUUGUUCUGCGAUCCGCGAACACGUACCGUCUCCAUGGAAAGCUCUCGCUGAUCGAUCUGGCCGGAAACGAGCGGGGGGCGGACAACUCCAGUGCGGAUCGAAGGACACGCCUGGAAGGCGCCGAGAUCAACAAGUCCCUGCUGGUACUGAAGGAGUGCAUCCGGGCUCUGGGUCGUCAAUCGGGCCACAUUCCAUUCCGUGGCUGCAAGCUCACCCAGGUGCUGCGCGACUCCUUCAUCGGAAAGAAGGUAAAGACCUGCAUGAUAGCGACGAUCUCGCCGGGUCUGCGCUGCGUGGAGCACACACUGAACACCCUCCGAUAUGCGGAUCGCGUCAAGGAGCUUACGGCACAGACUGUGCCCCCAAAGCGUUUCUCUCGGUCCACUUCCGUGGUGGCAGCCCCGUCCGUAUCGGGAAGCAGCCUGGUUGAAACCAAUUCCCUUCCGGAUAUCAUCAGUCCAACCCAGGCUUCACAGUCCCUAACCAACUUGCAAUGGUUCGUCUCCUCCACAUCCCUACCGGUCGUGGAAAACCACUCGAACAGAACGACUAGAACCCGUCGAUCUUUGGAAAUGGACGCUCUGACCUACUGCUCAAAUCCGAACGAGAACAGAAGACCCGAACGGGAGCAGUAUAAUCCUCCCAAUUUACAUAAACCCGUACCGCAGAUGUGCUCACGGCAUUCGGAGGUGAACUCAAGACAUUCGGAGGUAAACUCAAGACAUUCGGAGGUGAACUCACGGAGCACGGAGGGGAACUCACGGCACACGGAGGAGAACUCACGAAACACGGAGUUGAACUCACGGAACACGGAGGGGAACCCACGAAACUCGGAGGUGUUCCAAGAUGCCUCGCUGCUGCUGUCCAAAGCUUUGGACCUGGUAAAAAGAUCCCGUGAGAACGAGUUCUAAAUCAUGAUUUCUACAACACACACAUUAUCUACUAUAUAAAAUAAGUCUUGGAUCUGAAUAAAAAGAAUCAGAGGAAGUAAAA
Messenger RNA from Drosophila persimilis, 2241 nucleotides. It is a transcript of the gene Klp59C, whose product is annotated as kinesin-like protein Klp59C. Bases 72 to 2159 code for a protein of 695 amino acids. The record is from RefSeq and is a predicted model, not a curated record. Gene Ontology annotation, biological process: microtubule-based movement. Gene Ontology annotation, molecular function: microtubule motor activity; ATP binding; microtubule binding. The transcript has a single exon. NCBI's taxonomy places the organism in Eukaryota, Metazoa, Arthropoda, Insecta, Diptera, Drosophilidae.